AUGCUAUUCGUGAGACACCAUUACAAGCAUUAUUUUUGCCCACAUCGAGCAAAGCACUAACCGCCAGGUGAUUAAUUUGAAACGCAGGUGACCUUUGGCCCGGAACUGUACUGUGACACCAUAACAAGGAAGUAAAACGGAUCACCUAACAGUUAAUAGUAGGACUUGGUAAAUUACAGAGACAGUUUAGAAUUGAACAUACCCGGUGGACCACUAAAGACCAGCUCAGUUCGUGCGUUUUCUCUCUUCUGAACGUGAGUCCUGCCUAAAAUGGAUCAAAAAGCGUCAGAGGCAGCAAAACCGAGGUCCCAACGUUUGAUUGAAGAACAACAAAGAAGGGGAGACGAAGGGCAAAGUCCGCCACACCAAACGAUGUCUUGUUCUGGUCAUGAAGAAAUCGCUAGAGAACAUGGGAGAAAUGUUGCUGUAAGGAGCAACGUCUCGGACAGUGACGAACCUACAAACAUCGCUCCUAACCUUGACAAUGAGGAUGAGGAAGGGGUCGGUACGUGUCAGGCCACAGACGUCGAUCUUCAUCAUGAUCAGGAAUCCUACGACAUGGCCUUACUGGCGCUGGAUCAGGGGAGAGACACUCAAGUCUUGGACGGCCGUCAGGAAUGCUACAAUGACGGAGACGUGGUGGCGUUCUCAGAAACAGAACAUGCAGUGACACAAAUUACAAACCCUAGUCAAGUGAGCGGCCAAGGCAACAAGAUCAUCAACAUCGGACCCAAUUCCACCGUCAAUAUCUUCCACGGAACAUCCGAUGAGCCUAGCACAGUUCCCAACAUUGAUUUUCCCCUGGCUCAAUGUCAAGAUUCACUUAAGUCGUAUUUCAAGACAAGACUGAGCUACCUUCACCCACUAGCGUGGAAUGAGACUUUCACCAUGAAGAUUGAGGACAUCUUUACGACUGUAGACCUCGUGUCGCGAACACAACAGGGAGGACACAUUGAACGGCGCGCCCUUCCCUCUACUGUCGACGCCUUGACUGCCAGGCCCAAUUGUCCCCAGCCCAGGCGCAUUUUGAUCGAAGGUAACGCAGGGAUAGGGAAGACGACUGAAGUUUCCAAACUAGCUUUUGACUGGGCCGAGGGGCGUUCUGCCGUUCUGGAAAAGUAUGAUCUGGUUUUCCCAAUCGCACUGCGGAAAGUUGGCGAGUCCCAGUCCCUCACAGAGUGCAUCUUCGACCAACUCCUACCAGAAGAUGUGCCGUUCCAAGAGUCCGACUUAGAAACGUACCUGAAGGGGAAUGACCGAGUCUUGAUCAUUCUCGACGGCUUCGACGAGUGGGUCAUACAUGAAGGGCAUGACGUCACCAAACUUCUGACUGGUAAGAUUCUCCGUGACUGUUGCCUGUUGGUGACCACCAGACCUUCCCACACCCCUCAGCUGCAGAGUCUGAUGUGUCCGGACACACAGGUGGAGAUCACGGGGUUCAGUCAGGACAACAUCCGCACGUACGUCCACAGGUUCUUCACGGGAGACGAGGCCAAGGCAGCAGCCUUAGUCAGUAAAAUGGACUCCUCCCUAAUCCCCACAGGCAUUCUGGCAACACCAAUACUGCUUUUGUUGACUUGUAUGAUGUGGGAGGAGAAGCAGGAUUUGGUGUUUGGAGGUCGAAUCUUUCCCCUUUAUGAUGAGCUAGUUUCCUUCACCAUAAGGCGGCAUUGCGUUAGGAACAAGAUUGUAGCUGACCAGGGUAUUCCUGACAACAUCAAAGACGCACUUUUGUGUGCUGGGGCUCUUGCUUUCAAUGGCUUGUUGCAGAAUAAUCUUGUAUAUAGCAAAGACGACGUGGCCAAGUAUUGUGGUGAAGAUAGUUUGCAGGAGCUUGUGUUGUUGGGGAUCCUUCACAGACAAGAAAGUCCCUCCAGACUCAACCCUUCUGCCCAGUUUUCCUUCUCCCACAAGACGAUGCAGGAGUAUUUCGCAGGGUUGCAUUUCGCAAAAAGGCUUCAGGACAAGUCCAUUCUGAACACGUACCUAAGAACGGCUGAAACUGUGCGUGACUUGGAAAACAUGGAUGGUCAUUUUUGCCUGUGCGAAGUUAGGACGCGAAGCGGAUGUUCUAUUGGCCCAUCUUGUCAAACUCUAUCAAGAGGAGGUAGAACAUUUGUCUGAUACCUUCAGUCAUAGGCUCCAUCGCAGACACAUAGACCACUAUCUUUAUUCUAAAUGUCGGGCUACGGGGAAUGAAGGAGAGUUUUUGAGUCCUUCUGAGUUGGCUUUCUUUCGCUACCAGGUGUAUAUGGAGAUUGCACUGUUGUGCUUCUACGAGAGUGGUUGUCUCACACAGGUAGAGAAUAUCUUUCUUGCUAAAGGUGUCAUUCAGUUUUCAAAUGUUGGCCCUCGUGUCUACAACGCCUUGGAACAUGUUCUGAACAAGAUCCAACCCCAAUCCCUUAGAAAUGUAAAAUCACUAUGGUUGGUCAACACAACGCAAUGCUUUGUCAGUCCGGUCAUUGGCUACCUUAAGAUGAUGAGUUUGUCUGAGUUGGACCUUCGUGGCGCUUGUCUUGGAGGUCAUGACCCCAACACAGGACCAUGUGUCCGUCUGUCACAACAGCUGCCUUACCUAACAAGUUUGAGAAAACUUGUGUUGUCUUGGAAUGAUCUCCUCCGGUCGGCCUUGCUUGUCUUACUGCCUUCCUUAAAAAUGCUAGUCAACCUUAAGAAAUUGUAUCUCUCUGGUAGUCAGUUUGACGGUUGUGGAAAGGACAUUUCAGAACUCGUACGUUCCUUGCCUGGCCUGGAGCUUCUGACGGUGUGUGAUUGUGGAUUAACCCUGAAGGACGUUCUUGAUAUAGCCACUGCAGUGGUGCAACACUGUCCACACAUGGAAAGGUUCACCUUCCAAUCCAACAUGACAGGUCCUGGCGGUGAUAAGAAAGUUAUGGAUGUGCUAAAAAAUUCACAACUCGCAAUGACAUUGUUUUAACAGGUUUGUAACAUUUGUGUACUACCCAUGGUCAGAGCAUUGCUAAAGAAGUCUGUAGGUCAGAAACCUCAUUUUCUUUGAAAUCUGUAUCCAUUUAUGUCCAAAUAAUUACCUCCAUGAAAUGUCAUGGAGGUUAUAUUUUACCCCGCGUUUGUGUGUCUGUGUGUGUGUAAACAAGAU
Molecule: messenger RNA, 3121 nt
Organism: Branchiostoma floridae (Florida lancelet)
Lineage: Eukaryota; Metazoa; Chordata; Leptocardii; Amphioxiformes; Branchiostomatidae
Product: NACHT, LRR and PYD domains-containing protein 12-like
Exons: 6
Coding region: 271-2124 (617 amino acids)
Source: RefSeq, a predicted model, not a curated record